UAGCAAAGUACAUGUUGUCUGAGCUGGCUACGGACUCAGAGUUGACAGAAGAUGAAAAAGGUAAAUACUGUCAGACUUCUGACCUGAGGACGUCAAUGGUCAGACAGAGGGAUGUGCUUUACUGAAGCAAUACUUCACCUCCAUCCUUUGUAUCUCUUUCCUCUUUUUCUUUGCUUCGUAAAAACAUGUCGUCCAUCUCCAUACCUCCACCACAAUGCCUGAAGAAACGUCUGAUUGUUCCUCACCGUCACAUGUUUGGACCAGGACCUUCCAACGUUCCUCCACGCAUCCUGGAAGCUGGUGCCAAGCCCGUCAUUGGACACAUGCACCCAGAGACAUUUGAGAUAAUGAGUGACAUCAAGAGUGGAAUCCAAUACAUGUUCCAGACUCAAAACAGGACAACUUUAGCCGUGAGCGGCACCGGCCACACUGCAAUGGAGUGUGCCAUCUUCAACACGGUGGAGCCUGGUGAGAGCGUCCUGGUAGCCGUCAAUGGUAUCUGGGGAGAGCGAGCAUUCGAUAUGGCGGAGAGGAUUGGUGCAAGAGUAAAUUCCAUUGUGGCGCCCCCUGGAAGCUACGUGACCAAUAGAGUGAUUGAGAGGGCUUUAUCUGAACACAGACCAGUUCUCUUCUUCCUCGCACAUGGAGAAUCUUCCACAGGAGUCCUGCAUCCUUUAGAUGGCAUUGGCGAACUGUGCCACAAGUAUAACUGCCUGUUUCUUGUUGACUCAGUGGCUUCAAUAGGAGGAGCCCCUCUCUACAUGGACCAGCAAGGGAUCGACAUCUUGUACACAGGCUCGCAAAAGGUUCUGAACGCCCCUCCUGGUACUGCACCCAUUUCAUUCAGUGAGAGAGCAUGUCAAAAAGUAUUCAGUCGGACAACAAAACCUGUAUCGUUCUUCUUGGAUUUGAGUUGGCUUGCAAACUACUGGGGAUGUGAUGACAAGCCAGCAAGGAUAUACCAUCACACAGGGCCGGUCACCGCUUUUUACUCCCUGAGGGAGAGCCUGGCUGUCCUUGCUGAUGAGGGCCUGGAAAAAUCAUGGGAAAGACAUCAAAAGGUGGCAGAGUAUUUCCAUGCCGGACUGGAGAGCAUGGGCCUCAAACUUUUUGUCAAAGAAAAGCGUGCAAGACUGCCGACAGUCACCACAAUCGUCACUCCUCCUGGAUACGACUGGAAGGAGAUCACAGCCUACAUCAUGAAAACACACAACUUAGAGAUUUCUGGAGGGCUGGGAUCUUCAGUUGGUUUGGUGUUUCGUGUGGGAUUGAUGGGAUGCAACAGCAGUAAAGCUAAUGCUGACAUGGUGCUGGCAGCACUGAAAGAUGCCCUGAAACACUGCCACCGGAGCAAAGUGUAGGAUGAGCCUGUUUGAAAUAAAAAAGACAACACUUUAUACAAUACAGCCAGUUUUACUGUAACUUGAGAAAAAGGUGUGGAAAAGAAUAAUUUUCUUUUGCAUCUGUGUGUGCUGCAAUAAACUGUGACCAUUGA
This is a messenger RNA of Girardinichthys multiradiatus, 1495 nucleotides long. RefSeq names its product alanine--glyoxylate and serine--pyruvate aminotransferase a (gene agxta). Bases 186 to 1361 code for a protein of 391 amino acids. The record is from RefSeq and is a predicted model, not a curated record. Gene Ontology annotation, molecular function: L-serine:pyruvate transaminase activity; L-alanine:glyoxylate transaminase activity. The transcript has 11 exons. NCBI's taxonomy places the organism in Eukaryota, Metazoa, Chordata, Actinopteri, Cyprinodontiformes, Goodeidae. Gene Ontology annotation, cellular component: peroxisome.